AUGAUCCCCCCGAUAACGGGCGCGAUGCAUCAUACGGUGUCCAGAGAUGCGCAUCAGUUAUUGGCAACCGAAUCGUGUGUUUGUGCGACUGACUUUUGCAACAGCGAAAAGCCUGAAAUCACGGUCAACGAAAAGAUGAAAUGCAACACUUUUGUGACACUACACGUGAUGGGUACCAAGGUGUCAUCGCGCAACACGACAUGUACCGGUGAAUACUGCUUCAAAGCGAGUAUCAAGAGUAAAAUUGGACAUAUGAAUGAAUACAAAACCAUGGGAUGCGCUUCGUUUAUCGAUGGCGCUGAACUUGUCGAGGAAUUGCAACCGGUCGGAUGUGCCAAGUUCCAGUCCGAAAAAGUCACCGUUGAGACUUGCUUUCAGACAAAAGACCGAAGUGCGAUUGGACGUGCACGUGCAAAUCAAGAAGCACCGCCGGGUUUGCGUAGAAAGACAUUCAAGAAGAUAACGAAAACAAAGAACAAAUAUCACGAGGAUAAAGAGGAAAAGGAUACCGCAACAGACAGAAAAGAGGAAGAGAAAGAGGAUGAAAAAGAAGAGGAUGAGGGUGAGGAAGAGGAAGGGGAGAACGAGGAAAAGGAGAGUGAGAGUGAUAAAGAAAACGAUGAGAAGGAAAGUAGCAGUAAAGAAGAAGAAGAAAUGAUCAACGUGACGAGCACAACAUCGAAACCAGUAUUCAUAUUCGAAGGACCAACUGAAGCAUCGAUCCCUGAAGAGUCGAAUGCCACAUUAGUAUUCGUUUUCGUUUUAAUAAUGAUUCUCAUCGUGAUGACGGGUAUCGUGUGGAAAUUCGGAUUGCAUAAGCGAUUGUUCCGUGCAAAAUACGAUACGGUCGCAGGGGGAUAG
Messenger RNA from Anisakis simplex (herring worm), 861 nucleotides. NCBI's taxonomy places the organism in Eukaryota, Metazoa, Nematoda, Chromadorea, Rhabditida, Anisakidae. The record is from the annotation of a GenBank genome assembly.